UAUCUCAAAGGGAUAGCUUAUCCAUGUUCAAACUUAUUUUCGCGUUUUAGAUGUAGGCAUCCACAAAAUUAAUUGCCAAUUGAUACACUAGCAACAAUUUGGACAUUUGAUCACAAAAAAGCGUAUCCGCAAUCAUAUUCGGUGCAUUGUAGGAUCGUCAAGGAAUUUGUAAUGGAAUAAAUUUGCUAUCAUAACCAGGAGAGAAAAAUGUCUAUCAAUAGAUAUUUCCCUCUUUCGUUCCUAUUGUUAUCUUACCAUACCCCUGUAUUUUACGUCAUUCUGACCCUGCUUUACGUUCACUACAAGUGCACGAUCAACACAGAAACAAACAUGGAGGAGCGUAAAGCAGAACCGAUGUCCCUGCAACAGUCGAUUCGAAAUUCGUCCGUCCGUAGGCUACCGAACGAUGUCUCUCCGGGACGACCCUUAUACCCCCGUCCGGUUUCAGCGUUGUUAUGGAUGUUACUCAAUACAUCCUCUAGAGCAGGGUUCAACCUACAGUCCACAAGGCUGUACUCCAAGUGUUCCAACCUGCUGUGUCAGGCAGUGAUGCACCCCGCCCCAGCUAUGGGUCCCCAUUCCCCUGUCCUGUGCCUCCUUUCCCUGCUCCUCCUGCUGUCGAGCCUGAGCCAGGGCCACGGCACCAUCUCCUGCCCGGCUAACUGCAGAUGCUACAGCCUGACUGUGGAGUGUGGGUCCAUGGGCAUCCGGGACGUCCCGAAACACGUCCCGCCAACCACACAGACCAUCUUUCUUCAGGACAAUAUGAUUGGUCAGAUUCGGCGAAAAGACCUCCCACAACUGAGGCGGCUGCACUACCUCUACCUGCAGAACAACACCAUCUCGGCCGUGGAGGCCGGCUCCUUCCAAAACCAGCAUCAACUGCUGGAACUGGCUCUGAACGGGAACCGGAUUCACCUCGUGACAGCUGAGAUGUUCCAGGGGCUGGAGCACCUCAGAAUCCUCUACCUGGCAGGAAAUGACAUCACACAGUUACAGGAUUACACAUUCCGGGGCUUGCAGCGCCUCCAAGAACUCCACCUACAGCACAACAGCAUAGAGAUGCUGUCGGACCAGGCGCUGGUCGGCCUGACCUCCUUGGCUCUGCUGGAUCUGAGCAGAAACAACCUGCACACCAUCGGGGCGGCGUCUCUACGGCCGCUGGUCAGCCUGCAGGUGCUACGUAUCACUGACAACCCGUGGCGGUGCGACUGUGCCCUCCACUGGUUGAGGAGCUGGAUCGACGAGGAGGGCCAGCGUCUGCUCAGCUCUGCCGAACGGCGGCUGGUCUGCACCGAGCCCCCGCGCCUCUCCCACCUCAGCCUGGUGGAGGUGCCCCUCAACAGCCUGGUGUGCAUCCCCCCUCUGGUGCAGCUGGAGCCCAGGAGGCUGGCCGUGCGGCUGGGGGAGAGUCUCCGGGUGUCCUGCCACGCCUCGGGAUAUCCGCGACCGCAGGUGACCUGGAGGAAGGCCUUCCAGGGUAAGGUGGUGCUGUCCCCCCGGGGCCUGGUGCACGAGCUGGGGGGCGGAGGGUCCGCGGGCGGGGGCGGCGGCGGGGCCAGAGAGGAGGAAGAGGAGGACACCUCGGACGAAGGGAAGGUGCGUCUGCAGAAGAGUGAGGGGGGCGAGCGCUUCGACCCCGACACGGGCAGCGGCAUGCUGUUCCUCAGCAACGUGACGGUGGCGCACGCCGGCUUCUACGAGUGCGAGGCCUGGAACGCCGGCGGCGUGGCCCGGGUCACCUUCCAGCUGGCCAUCAACUCCUCCACCUCCUCGUCCUCCGCCUCCUCGUCCUCCAUCUGGGCGUCCUGGUCCCAGGCGAGCGCGCCCUACUACCCCUCCUGGCCCCGCCUGAGGAACCACCGGCCCGCCUCGGGCUCGGACGUCAGCCGCGAGCCGCUGUACGCGCUGGGCAGCAUGGCCUUCAGCGCCCUGGGGCCCGCCACUCAGACGGCCAUCGCCAUCGGCAUCUCGCUGCUGGCGCUCACCGCGCUGCUGCUGGUGGCCAUGAUCUACAGCCGGCACCAGCAGCGGGAGAAGGAGGCGGACGUGUCGGAGAAGGAGGAGAGCAUCCUGUACGUCAACGACUACUCGGACGGGCCCACCACCUUCGCCCAGCUGGAGGAGUACCGCGACGAGCGGGGCCACGAGAUGUACGUGCUGAACCGCGCCAAGCCCGUCCUGCCGCCCGCGCCCCCCGCCUCCGCCGGCCCCCUGGGGGGUUACCCGGCCCCGGCCCCCUCCGACAGCCUGUCCUCCUGCAGCCCCGUCCGCUCGGCGGGGCCUGGACAGGCCGUGAGCCCGGCCCCGGCCCCCAAGAAGCAGCAGCAUCAGCAGGAGCCGGACAUACGGACCAUGCGGAGGAUGGCUGGGGAGGGGGGUGAGGCGGAGCCCGUGGUCACGUCCGAGGCGGAGGGGAUGUUCCUCAACCACACGGGCCUCUUCAUGGACUCCCAGAUCGCCUACGAGAUUCACUGCUGA
Molecule: messenger RNA, 2481 nt
Organism: Gadus chalcogrammus (walleye pollock)
Lineage: Eukaryota; Metazoa; Chordata; Actinopteri; Gadiformes; Gadidae
Product: leucine-rich repeat-containing protein 24-like
Exons: 10
Coding region: 208-2481 (757 amino acids)
Molecular function (GO): protein binding
Source: RefSeq, a predicted model, not a curated record